This is a messenger RNA of Gadus macrocephalus (Pacific cod), 3426 nucleotides long. It is a transcript of the gene dlgap5, whose product is annotated as discs, large (Drosophila) homolog-associated protein 5. Gene Ontology annotation, cellular component: spindle pole centrosome; cytoplasm; nucleus. Gene Ontology annotation, biological process: signaling; chromosome segregation; mitotic spindle organization. Gene Ontology annotation, molecular function: microtubule binding. NCBI's taxonomy places the organism in Eukaryota, Metazoa, Chordata, Actinopteri, Gadiformes, Gadidae. The record is from RefSeq and is a predicted model, not a curated record. Bases 129 to 3329 code for a protein of 1066 amino acids. The transcript has 19 exons.
CAGCCAAUCGUAAACCAAAACGAUUUGAAAAAUAACCCGCCAUGUUGGUUUUUACGCGUUAGAUUAUUAGUGUUGUUGUCGUCGCGGUCGUACAUUUUACAGGUUACAGGUAACGUUAGGUUGUCAUCAUGGAGUCCCGCUUUGCUACGCUGCGCCAGCGAGACAGCAGCGUGUCAAUGCUGAGGGUCAAAAUGUCUCGUAGGCUUUCGCAUAGUCAGAAGGAGAACAGGGGAAAGAUGGUUAAUUCUAGGAGGCAGAUAGAAAAGCUGUCUGAAAUGGACCAAAGCAGCAUAAUGGAUGCUUCCGCCGUGACACGAAACAUGUCAGUCAUUCAGGAGAAAUUUGACAACGUCUUGAAAACUGCGAAAACUGAGGCAGGACUGGAUCGACUUAAACAGCUGGAGCGCUGGAAGGAGAGGAAAACACUGGAGAAGGAGAAGAGUAAGAGGGAAAAGGAGCUAAAGGACGUCUUCAAGACUGGUGUGUACCAUCCAAAGGACACCUUCAACUGUGUGGCUCUGCCUCCGGUGCCGAAGAGCAAAGCAAGACCUAAAGAGGCUGUGGUCAACGUGAGCCUGCCCUCCAGAGUCACCCGGUCGGGGAAACGCCAGCCGCAGCCUCAGAAGUCUCUGCCGCCACAGAAAGAACCGGAAGUGGUCCCUGCCGUUAAAAAAGUGGAGCCUUCCGUGGGGCGGACCACCAGAAGCCGUGUGGCAGGAACACAACCUGCGCCGGCGUCUACCAGAGUUAAAGCCACAGUGGCGCCGGUGGGUCGAGCCAUGUCCACUAGAUCAGCCAGGGGCCCUCCUGUAGCCUCUGUACCCAAGGCUAAAGACAAGCACACCGCAGAUGCAAGCCUGAUCAAUGGAACACGGAAAAUUUUAAAGAAAGCUGAGGUUUUAUCUGGGAAAGCAAAUACAAAUAAAGUGACAUCUGAAGAGCAACCCAUUUUACCCAAGGAGUCUGAUCCAGGACAGGAGGCCGGCCCUCCUCCCAACAUUCCCACUGAGGAGGAUGAGGGGAGGGUGUUGAAGGAUGUACAGGCUGGCCCACCUCCUGUUGAGGCCCCAGCUACCUUCGCCCCUCAGGGCUUUUUAUUCCAGGCUCCCGUGGGCCUGUCAAGCUUCAAGUUUGAGCCCCUCACUCCACGCUCUGCAGACUCCUUCCUCAGGCCCAGUCCCAGCCUUAAUUUCCCUCCGGUUCCCACCUUUAACCUCGAGCCCCAGGCUGAGCAGAGCAGCUUCCUCCCCCUCCACUCCCCGCCUCGUACCUCUCCGGCCCUGGCCCCCCGGCCGGACCCCAUCAGCCCCCAAGCGCCAGUGCACGAUGUGCCCUACUUCCGACUCCAAAUGGUGUUGGAGACUGAUAAGCUGACCGGCCUGUCAGCGCUCUGGGAGCCCAGGGUGCAGGACGAGACCAUCCCAGAAGAGAUGAGGAACAGCAUGCGCACGGUGGUGGGCCAGGCCAGGCUGCUCAUAAAGGAGCGUUUCGGCCAGUUCCGUGGACUGGUGGACGACUGCGAGCUGGGCCGAGGGGAGAGGAUCACCAGCUGCAUGGACCUGGAGGGCUUCUGGGAGAUGGUCUACUACCAGGUGGUGGAUGUAGAGAAAAAGUUUGCUGCCCUCAAGGAGGCGGAGGCCAAUAAUUGGGUGGAGGAACUGAAGCCUGCAGCACCCCGACCGAAAAAAGUGAUCAAGAAACCCCCCACCGCUGCCCCCUCGGCCCCCAAGCCAGUGGCAGCCAUCGCAGCGGGCAGGUCGCGCCUGGCCUCCGCGAAGGCCGCCAUGAAGGCCGCCAUGUUGGCAAAGAAGCAGGCCGCAGAGGCAGCCAGCGCCACCCAGUCCGCUGGGAACGCUGACGAGGUCGAGGAAGCCCUCCCGCGGGAGGCCAAACCCCCGGCCGCCGAGCCCCUGGGGCCGGACACCGUGCUUUUCCACGGAGGCUUCUUCCAGGUGGAGAGCCCCGCCAAGCGGCCAGGCUCCGCCAGGAAGUCCCUCCGUCUGAGUUGUGCUGUCCAGCCUCGAGUCUCCCCUCAGCACUUUAUGCUCAAAUGCGCCACCCCGACCAGAGCCACUAACUCCACCCUGACCAGAGCCACUAACUCCACCCCUGCUAGAGCCACUAACUCCACCCCUGCUAGAGCCAUUAACUCCACCCCGACCAGAGCCACUAACUCCACCCCGACCAGAGCCACUAACUCCACCCCUGCCAGAGCCACUAACUCCACCCCUGCCAGAGCCACUAACUCCACCCCUGCCAGAGCCACAAACUGCUCCCCCACCCCUGCCAGAGACGCCAUCACCACCCCAGCCAAAGAUGACACCACCACCCAAGCCAGAGCCACCAGAGCCUCCUCCAGGGCCACUCCUGCGAGAGCCACCACCACCCCAGCCAGGGACAACGCCACCCCAGCCAGAGACACCACCACCACCACCACCCCUGCCAGAGAAACCCCAGCCAGAGCCACCAGAGCCACCCCUGCGAGAGCCACCACCACCCCAGCCAGAGACACCACCACCACCACCACCCCUGCCAGAGAAACCCCAGCCAGAGCCACCAGAGCCACCCCUGCGAGAGCCUCCACCACCCCUGCGAGAGCCGCCGACACCCCUGCAAGAGCCACCCCUGGCAGAACCACCACCACCCCCGCCAGAGUCACCCGCAGAUCACAGUUCACCUCCUGCUCAACCCCCAGUGACAUACCCCCCUCCAGCCCGCCUGGGGUGCAGAGCCAAGACGAGCCCCUGGAAGCUAACGUUGUAGCGAGCACACCGCCAACCCCAGCGAGCGCACCGCAAACCCCAGCGAGCGCUCCACCCUCUCCAGCGAGCCACGUCCUCGAGGCCCGCUCUCUGAGCUUCAGCCUCUCCCCCUGCUCAGGACACAGCAGCCCAGCGGUGGCUACAGACCCCAGCCACCCUUCUCUCCCAUUCCUCCAAAAGAUCCACAUUGAGGGGCAGGAGUCCAUUUGUGACACUCCGGACAGCUCUGUCCUUGAGAAUGUUCCUGGGCUGGACUUUGAGCGCUACCUCCAGCCCAGUGAGGGAUGCAGCCCGCCUCCCGGGCCCGUCGCCAUGGAGACGUUAUCGCCCAAGGCGGUGGCCAUGGAGAUGGGCAGUCCCAUGGCGGAGGACGGCUCCGGGGACCUGCUCCCUCAGGAGGAGGCUUUGUCGACCCCUGCAGGCCUGCACGUGGUGUCUUCCAAUCUCGCACCACACGACAAACAGGGCCAGCCGGACCUGCUCCUCUUCACCCCUGACCACCGGGACAGAAUACGGGCGUCCAUGUGUCCGAGGGACCUCAUGGUCUUUACUCCUCCCGAGGCUUGAGCGAAAAGUUAUUUUUAUGGGUGAUUUUAUAAUCUUUUUUCGUAUACCCAAAAUAUUUUAUUACUUAUUUGUUUCAAUAAAACAUCACAACUGUGAA